AUGUCCACACGCUCACAACGAAUCAACGGCGAAUUCGAGUCUAUAAAGCACACGGUAGACCAAGACCAAGAUAAGCGUGAGCGCGUCAUAAAAGCAUCGCGGGACAUUACAGCCCUGAGCAAGAGAAUGAUCUUCUCCUUACACCGCGUGUACAAACAACCGCGGAUCGAGCAAUUCAACCAGCUGUCUAGUAUCCGCAAUACACAGCUCACGCAGAUACACAAAAUCUGGGUGGAGAGAGUAGCCGUAGAGUUCACCCAUUCAGACCCCAUUCAGCGAUCAAAUAUCCGCCACUCCUUCUCCAAAUUCGCUUUCGCAGGUUUGGAAGAGUAUAUAGAGGCGAUAUCAUUUCUGGAGUUCCUCGAGAGCGAUACGCUUAUUACCGUGGAUAAAAUUCAACUUAUGCUGUCGAUUGAUAACCAACCCAUCGUCCCGGUACGCCCACUUGAAUACCUCGCUGGGCUGGGUGAUCUCACAGGCGAAUUGAUGCGUAUGGCGAUACAACUCCUCGGCAUGGCAGACCUCACGCUGAUCGAGAGGAUCGUCGAGCUGAUCACGAGUGUGAAACUAGUGCUACAGGAUAACACACACCAUUUCCACACCCUCCAGCAGAAACUCAAGACACUCGAAAAUAGCCUCAAGAAGAUAGAAGAUACACGCUACAUGUACGAGGUCAGGAGGGCCGAGUUCAAAGACAACCCCGAAGCUCUUAAGAGGGUGAUGGAGCAUUACCAGACGAGUAGCGAGGACAGUCGCCAUAUUAGCCAGAGUAAUUAG
This is a messenger RNA of Wallemia ichthyophaga EXF-994, 777 nucleotides long. Its product is annotated as Translin-associated protein X. Bases 1 to 777 code for a protein of 258 amino acids. Gene Ontology annotation, molecular function: sequence-specific DNA binding; RNA endonuclease activity; RNA binding. NCBI's taxonomy places the organism in Eukaryota, Fungi, Basidiomycota, Wallemiomycetes, Wallemiales, Wallemiaceae. The transcript has a single exon. Gene Ontology annotation, cellular component: nucleus; cytoplasm. The record is from RefSeq and is a predicted model, not a curated record.